AUGCAGCACACCAGGGGCUUAACAACGGUUGUUUCGACUGUCAGUUCUAAUGAAUUUGACACCGAAGACGCCUUUAUCAGAAAUUUGAAUCCAAUUCACUAUUCAAAGAGAGCACAGCAAAUAAACAAUAACCCACGACCAACAUUAAAACAACCUGGUGCCAUCACACCUCCUGUCAUUUGGGGACGAAACAUCCACAGCACUUUGGUUGCUUCGCUUUUCUCCAUUGGCGUGGUGUCACUUGCUCCAUGUCUAGUAGUCUUUUUCUGGAUUGCGCUUGACUGGUUCGAAGGUUCCCUUCUUCACACAGGCUUAAGCUUUCUAUCCAACGACAAACUUGCGUGGGUAGCCUUGUACAGUCCACAAUUCCACCUACCGGAUUUUGUAGCAUAUGUCGCAUGGUUUCUCUUUCAAGCAGGGCUUUACACCUACCUUCCAGGCCCUUUAGGUACAGGUCAAUUAACACCAGCUGGAUAUCAACUUCAGGUUCCUAGUUACACAAAUGGAUUUUCCGCUUGGCUCAUAACCAAUGUGCUCUUCGUCUCUCUCUGCAUCCUUGAUGUCCUUGAUCCAGCUAUCAUAGCAAAACAUUGGUCCGGUCUCCUCCUUUCCGCCAACAUCAUGGGCUUUCUCCUCUCAUUCUUCGCCUAUUUCAAAGCCCACUUCUUCCCAACCCACAGGUCGGACCUGAAGUUAAGUAGCUCUCAUGCUUACGACUUUUACAUGGGCAUCGAAUUCAACCCGCGUUUCGGCAGUACCUGGGACUUCAAACUCUUCACCAAUGGUCGUCCUGGAAUCGUCGCAUGGACGCUCAUCGACCUCAGCUUCAUCGCUUGGCAAUAUCAAACCCACGGGUACGUCAGCAAUUCGAUCGUGAUCGCCACAAUACUACACGCCAUUUAUGUGAUCGAUUUCUUCGUUAACGAGGAUUGGUAUCUUCGCACUCUCGACAUUGCCCACGAUCACUUUGGUUAUUAUUUAGCAUGGGGCUCUCUGGUGUGGUUGCCAUCUAUGUACACUCUACAAACACAAUACUUGGCUCGGUAUCCGAUGGACCUUUCUUGGCCUGUCGCUGCUGCAAUUCUUGGUGUUGGUGUGGCAGGUUACAUUAUUUUCAGAAGCGUGAAUUGGCAGAAAGAUGUGGUGAGGAGAACUAAUGGGGAAUGUCUUAUUUGGGGGAAAAAAGCUGAGGUCUUGGUUUUUGAUUAUGUGACGCAAGAUGGUGGGAAACACAAGAGUCUGUUGUUAUGUAGCGGUUGGUGGGGGCUCUCGCGCCAUGCGAACUAUCUUGGGGACCUCAUCCUUUCGUAUAGUAUGUGUGCGACCUGUGGGUUGAAGCACAUUCUACCUUGGUUUUAUGCCAUCUUCAUGACGAUCUUGUUACUGCAUCGAUGCCACAGGGAUGAGCAAAGAUGCGCUGUGAAGUAUGGGCAGCAGUGGGAGAAAUACGUUGCAAGAGUUCCUUGGAAGUUGCUUCCAGGCGUGUACUGACUGACAAU
Mollisia scopiformis is the source of this 1499-nucleotide messenger RNA. Its product is annotated as ERG4/ERG24 ergosterol biosynthesis protein. Gene Ontology annotation, molecular function: 7-dehydrocholesterol reductase activity. NCBI's taxonomy places the organism in Eukaryota, Fungi, Ascomycota, Leotiomycetes, Helotiales, Mollisiaceae. The record is from RefSeq and is a predicted model, not a curated record. The coding region runs from base 1 to 1491 and encodes 496 amino acids. Gene Ontology annotation, cellular component: endoplasmic reticulum membrane. The transcript is spliced from 3 exons. Gene Ontology annotation, biological process: brassinosteroid biosynthetic process; cholesterol biosynthetic process.